Molecule: messenger RNA, 2825 nt
Organism: Rhodamnia argentea
Lineage: Eukaryota; Viridiplantae; Streptophyta; Magnoliopsida; Myrtales; Myrtaceae
Product: protein ROOT PRIMORDIUM DEFECTIVE 1
Exons: 2
Coding region: 335-1612 (425 amino acids)
Molecular function (GO): RNA binding
Source: RefSeq, a predicted model, not a curated record
UUUUGCAUUUUCGGAGAGCGCGUUUAAUAAAACUCAACGAGCGUUUUUAAAUACGCUGUUCAACAUUUUCCGGGUGAACCUCGUCCUGAAAUGGGGAUGGAGAUGAGACAGGAUUAACGAGUGGGGUACGACGUGGUUGCUGAUCCAUGAAGAGUUGCUCUUAAGAAAUCGGAGAUUAUGAAAAGGAAAAGGACAAAAAGGAGGAACCUUUUUUACCGGUUUCAGUUGGGCUGUUCGUAUGCAUCGAGGACAAAUGGCUGGUUGAUCGCUCUCCGCUUCACUCUUCAGUGUCUUCGAAAAGCCCUGCAAAACCACCCGUCACAGACACACAAUCAUGAGAAUGCUGCAACUGCGAGCACUCGUCUUCAACCUCCGUGGCGCACGGCUUCCAUCGAGCCACCCCACGACGCCAUUCGGCCCGUUCAACUCCUUCAUGCAGAGGAGAUGGCGAAAACCACUCGUCACCGCCCAGACUCGCUUAGAAGGCCGAACCAGAGACCCCAAGCUCGACAAGCUCGCGACCCACCUCGCGACCCUCAAGACCGUCAUCAGUCUCCUCGCCCUUAUGUCCGCCCGCAGGAGAGGCCCCUACGUCUCGCUCCAGCUCAUGUCUCGCUGGAGGGGCCUCGUCGGACUCAACGUCGCCGUCAGGGCCUUCGUCCGCAAGCACCCCCACGUGUUCGAGGUAUUUACUCACCCGCUCCACAGGAACUUAUGUUGCAGAAUUAGGCGUCGAAUGAAGGAACUGGUUAAGGAAGAGGAGGGUGUUGUUAAACGUAUGGAAUUAGAGUCCGUGAAGAGAGUGAAGAAGCUGUUGAUGAUGUCGGUUAAUGGGAGAGUUCACGUGCACGCAUUGAGGUUGAUUAGGAGGGAAUUGGGUCUACCGGAGGAGUUCCGAGAGUCGAUCCUUGUCAAGUACUCGCAGGAUUUCAGGCUUAUUGAUUUGGAGGUUGUGGAAUUGGUGGAGAGGGAUGAGGAUUUGGGUGUCGCUGAGAUUGAGAAGUGGAGAGAGAAGGAGUAUACAGAGAAAUGGUUGAGUGAGUUCGAAACUAGGUUCGCCUUUCCAAUUAAUUUCCCUACUGGUUUCAAGAUCGAGGGAGGAUUUAGACAGAAGAUGAAGAAUUGGCAGAGGCUUCCAUAUGUGAGGCCAUAUGAGAGGAAAGAAAUCGUAAAAGUGCGCACUUUUGGUGGUGUAGAGCGAUUUGAGAAGCGGGCAGUUGCAAUUAUUCAUGAAUUGUUGAGCUUAACUGUGGAGAAGAUGGUGGAGGUGGAAAGAUUAGUUCAUUUCAGGAACGACUUUGGUAUGGAAGUUAACAUGCGUGAGUUACUCCUGAAGCACCCGGGAAUUUUCUAUAUAUCUACUAAAGGAAGCUCUCAGACUGUCUUUCUCAGAGAAGCCUAUAGCAAAGGGUGUUUGCUCGAGCCAAAUCCCAUCUAUGCUGUUCGCAGGAAAAUGCUGGAGCUCCUUCUGUUAAGACGCUGGAACACUAAGGUAUUAUCAGUUAUUGAGGAGGACAAUUUGGUUUAUACUGUAGAUGAAGGGCAUAAAAGAGAGGGAGAUUGGGUAGUUUCCAUAUUAGAUGGUUUGGAAGGUCACGGAUUUGAGAGAUGAUCUGAUUGCCAAUGUUUACCUCAAAAGAUGAUAUUUCUGGAGAUGAAAUUGAAGUGGACAGCUUGAUGCAUGUGGUGGAAUGAUGAAGUUGCAGUCCAUGGUUCAGACACAUGCUUUCAAUAGAGAUGAGUUGCUUAAUAAUUUCGUUUCACUGGAUGUUAAGAUGAUUGGGAUUUACUCAGAUAAAGUUGAAAUACGGGCUGAAGUAGUCAUUCCAUGGUCUUUUAACUGCUGGUAGAGGACAUUAUUGUCCCUUGUUUACCCACUCUUUGAAAACCAAACUAGACCGGCUGGUUCAGCUAGGUACAGGAGCCUGGUCUAGUCCUGUUCUACUAUGAAAUCACCCAGACAUCUACAUCGAACCAGUCAAAACAGGAUGUUGGUCAAACUGUUGAACACUGGGAACUGGUUCUGGAUCUGGGAGAUGUACAAAUUGAGAAUAUGGGUACAGGUCAAGGGGUUGUACCCCUGACCUGUUUGACACUGCACAAAUGUUCAGCCAACUGAGUUCUGUGCCUUUGUUCAUUUACCAAGAUUAAAUAGUUAUUUAAGCACUGCCUUUGUGGGGGAGAGAAUGUAAAAUUGCCAGAGAGGCGAUUUGAACUCAUGACCACAAGCUUCAUGUCAAACACCCCUACCAUCCUCGACUGGGGAUCAGUCGGCUUUGAGCAUAAUAUUUAGUAUUGAGUUAUCUUAAUAAGCCAGAUGGAUCAUUCUGUUAAACUGGCAUGCCAAGGACUCAUUUAGUUUAGUCUUCAUUGUGGUUUAAGAAACAUUGCUAUUAACUUAAAAGCAGUGUGUUACACCAGCGUGGAAAGGUGAUUCAGUUUUGCUGUAUAUUUGCUGAAUGGGUUACAUAGCUUGGGGCGCUAAAGCAGAAAAGAUGUGUUCAAUUAAGAUGUCUCAAGCGUCUGCCUUUGUUUGGUCUGUGGUGUAAGAUUUCUUUCUAUCCAUUUGGUAGUGUUCUAAGCUUCAAGCUAUGGAAUUCAUGCAUUUCGAUUUCUGAUGUUGCCAACCCGACAACUUUUUGUGUUCCUAAUUUUCACUUCACGUCGGUCCAUUUUCAGUAUUGUCUGAUGUUCUUUUGAGUGGAAAAGGUGACAUUACUAUCUCUGCUCCGGGGUAUGCUGAGGUUGAGCUUCUAGCAUGUAGGAAUACAAAGACCGGCAACCUUCAGGAAAAAUGCUGCUUUAUCUACGUGCCUUUGCCUUUU